Molecule: messenger RNA, 672 nt
Organism: Akanthomyces muscarius
Lineage: Eukaryota; Fungi; Ascomycota; Sordariomycetes; Hypocreales; Cordycipitaceae
Exons: 1
Coding region: 1-672 (223 amino acids)
Source: RefSeq, a predicted model, not a curated record
AUGCAUCAGCAAGGUCACUCCAUCACCGACGGCAAGCCCCUUGUCGCUCCCCUCGACAUCUGGCACGCCGACGCCGAGCACGACGCAAACGCCGAGCUCCUGCGCAACUUUGAGAUCAAGCGCAACGUCUUUGCGACGCUCGCCCGCUCGCCGGGCCUCUUCGUGCCCGUGAUGGAGCUCCUCAAGGCGCUCCUCAAUGGCGCCACGCGCAAGAUCCAGAUCCUUGACUACCAGCUCAUCGUGCUGCGCAUGGCGAGCACCGUCGGCGCCGAGUACGUGUUCGGCAUCAACGAGCCCGUGUCGCGCGUCAACGGCAUGGGCGAGGAGCGCAUCGCGGCGCUGCGCGAGGGCUUGCCGGCCAAGGAGCUCUUCGCCAUGGGCGUGUGGUCGGAGCGCCAGCAGUGCCUCAUCACGCUCCUCGACGAGUCGCUCGCGACGUGGGGAAAUACUCCCGAGACGAUUGCGUGGGCGCGCCGCGUCAUGUCCGAGGAUGAGAUUGUCGAGGUGUUUAUCGUGCUGGGAUUCUUUUCGAUGGUCGCACGCAUGACGAUUGGGCUGCGCGUGCAGGAGGACCCUCCGAUCCCGGACCUGGAGAAGCACAUUGCCAUGCGCAUCACCAAGAACAUGGGCGACGUCAAAGAGGGCGCCAAGGAAGAGGCCGUCAAGCCUUGA